This is a messenger RNA of Caenorhabditis briggsae, 1158 nucleotides long. Lineage: Eukaryota; Metazoa; Nematoda; Chromadorea; Rhabditida; Rhabditidae. The record is from RefSeq and is a predicted model, not a curated record. The coding region runs from base 1 to 1158 and encodes 385 amino acids. Gene Ontology annotation, biological process: regulation of transcription by RNA polymerase II. The transcript is spliced from 7 exons. Gene Ontology annotation, molecular function: RNA polymerase II cis-regulatory region sequence-specific DNA binding; DNA-binding transcription factor activity.
AUGAACAAACGACCGGGUAUUAUGAUCCCUCCCACAGUGGAAAUCUCUACAAUCAUCGACACGGCAACACCAUCUUCAUCAACUGAUUCUGAGAACCGAGUCGUCGGAGAGUCGUCGAUCUUCAUCGGACAGCUGCAGCAUCCGCCGCUCCGACGACGACCCGUUCAGCGAUGGCAUCGUUGCCAUGGUAUGUGUUUGGUAGCCUACCAAGCACCUCGCGAGGAAGGCACCGACGAUGAAGAUGCGGCAGUCGAAUCCACUCUUUUUCUAUCAACGUCUCCAGGAAUCGGAUUCGGAUCUCCAAUGCCAGGUGGAUCAGUUAGCUCCCUAGCACUAUCUCCUCCAGGAUUGUCUCCAUUAAAUUUCAAUGAUGGAUCUCCAUUCUCACUUGCAUCCACCCCAUCGUCUACCUCAUCUCUAAUUAGAAAUCAAAAUAGAUUCACAUUCGAUCAUAUUCCAUUUGUUGGAUCUUCGACAAAUUCAACUCCAGCGACUGCUUCAACUGGACCACCUGGACUGUCCCCGGGAGGUCUUGCUCGUACCAUUGAGCAUGAAAGAUCAGCGUUUGAAGUCGUUUCAUCUCAUCAUCAAAGUGCUGAAGAGAUUCUUCAACGUGUUCGAUUAGGAACAUCUGGAUCAUCUUCUUCGAACAAUACUCGAAAUAGUCAAAGUGAAGUUAUCCUAGAAACCGAGCCAUCAACAUCAAUUGCCACCGCCGAUGGAUCCGUUCCUGGACAAUAUUACUGUUUCAUUUGUGAAAAGGACUUCCGUCGACCGGAUAUAUUAUCUCGACAUACACGACGACAUACCGGCGAAAAGCCAUUCAAAUGUGAAGAUUGUGGGCGAUUCUUCUCAAGAUCAGAUCAUUUGAGAACACAUCGAAGAACACAUACUGAUGAAAAACCAUAUCACUGUUGUGUUUGUAAUUAUUCAGCAAGAAGACGUGAUGUAUUGACACGUCACAUGUCUACUCGACAUCAGGCAGUGGCUCCUCCUUCUUCGUUAGGUACACAUCGGAACGUUCGAAGAUGCCUUUCUGAUGGUGAUUAUCAUAAAAUGGCUGCUCAGGAACUUCGUGAACGGCAUCAAACGAAUCGUGAAGACGUGGAAGUUCCACCUAUGGAAGAUAUUGAAGAUGAUGUUAUUGUGGAUGACUGA